This is a messenger RNA of Acaulospora morrowiae, 822 nucleotides long. The record is from the annotation of a GenBank genome assembly. NCBI's taxonomy places the organism in Eukaryota, Fungi, Glomeromycota, Glomeromycetes, Diversisporales, Acaulosporaceae.
AUGUUAAACCUGAUUAACUACCGUCUUCGCAUAACUCUUGCGGAUUCGCGCGUGUUAACAGGUCAAAUGCUUGCUUUUGAUAAACAUAUGAAUCUAGUCUUAGCGGAUUGUGAGGAAUUCAGAAAGAUUAAACCUAAAAGUGGAUCAAAAGUACCACAAGGACAACCCGAACAGGAAGAAAAAAGAACAUUAGGAUUAGUUAUUUUAAGAGGUGAAACUAUUGUCAGUCUAAGUGUAGAAGGUCCCCCUCCUCCAAGCAUCGACGAUCCCAAGGCAAAGCUACCACAGUUACCUGGUGGUCCAGGAAUAGGUCGUCCUGCGGGAAGAGGUUUGCCAGUGGCACCACCCGGCCUAGCACCAGCAAGUCUUACUGGUCCCGUUCGUGGUGUAGGUGGACCCGCACCCGGGAUGAUGCAACCUAGAGGAGGAGCCCCAGCGGCCGCAGCAGCACCUAUAUCAUAUCGUCCACCAAUUCCCGGCCAAAUUCCUCCAGGAAUACCUCCAGGGAUUGCCCCAAGGCCAGGUGUGCCUCCAGUCAUGGGGGGUGUCCCUCCAGGUUUCAGAGGUAAUAUGGGUCCACCACCUGGAAUGCCUCCGGUAAUGGGUGGAAUGCCCCCAGGUUUUAGAGGAGCUCCACCACCGGGAAUAAGACCACCACCAAUGGGAAUGCCUGGAGGACCUCCGCCAUUUCCAUCUGGGGGUCGCGGUAUCCCUCCUGGUUUUCCUGUCCCCGGUCAAGCCCCCCCUCAAGGGUUUCGACCUCCACCACAAAUGCGUCCGCCACCCGGCGGCUCACAACCUGGCCAAGGUCGUGGUCAAUAA